AUGGCUUCGAUCUUGCGAAAUCUGUCCCAGCGUAUCGUUCCGUUGGCAUCUCGUAAUUUGCUGAACGGCGCCGGCCGUUUGCAGUUUUCCGCUGCCAACAACAGUCGAUUCUUGUCGGCUUUUGUCCAGCAACCUGCUCCUGACUUCAAAGGAACUGCCGUCGUCGGAGGACAGUUCAAGAAUGUCAAGCUGGGAGAUUAUAAGGGCAAAUACUUGGUUCUCUUCUUCUAUCCGCUCGAUUUCACUUUUGUUUGCCCAACUGAGAUUAUCGCCUUCAGCGAAAGACUUGGAGAGUUUAAAGCCAUUGACACCGAAGUUGUAGCCGUCUCGGUUGACUCCCACUUUUCCCACCUCGCCUGGACCAAUACCCCACGCAAGCAAGGAGGACUCGGUGACAUCAAGUUUCCAAUCUUGAGUGACUUGACCAAACAGGUCUCUUCAGACUACGGAGUUCUCCUCAAGGACAGUGGCAUUUCUCUGCGUGGUCUUUUCAUAAUCGAUCCAAAGGGCAUUGUUCGUCAGAUUACCAUCAAUGACUUGCCUGUUGGGCGCUCGGUCGAUGAGACCUUGCGUCUCAUAAAGGCAUUCAAGUAUACCGACGAACACGGAGAAGUUUGUCCAGCAAACUGGGAGCCAAACAAGCCAACCAUUGAUCCGAAAAAUGCCAAAGAUUACUUUGAGAAGCAGAACUAA
Molecule: messenger RNA, 693 nt
Organism: Rhagoletis zephyria (snowberry fruit fly)
Lineage: Eukaryota; Metazoa; Arthropoda; Insecta; Diptera; Tephritidae
Source: RefSeq, a predicted model, not a curated record